UUCCAAAUAAGUUUCCUAACUACAAAUAUAAAAGGCAAUCUUCCGUUUUUAAGCACUAUAAACCAUAUAAACAUUCUAACUUAAGCGCUACGAAACUGCAAUGAAUCUCGGUGGGACAUUACGAAUUAACAAGUUCGCUUGUUUCACAUUGGCUUUUGUAUUAUUUCUGAUAAUAUACUGGCGAUCCGGAACAUCUAGCUAUCCUACAGAGAAGAGUCACUUAGUUAAUUUAAAGAGUUUAUUAAAAGCCGCUAUCUUAGCCGCCGAAGGAGGAGGCAAGAAAGUAUUGGACGGAAAAAAUCAUAUUUUGAAUGUUAAGAGUAAGGGUAAAACUUUGGAAGGCGCCAACGACCCUGUAACUGAUGUUGAUUAUGCAUCGCAUUGCGCUAUGUAUUAUGGUUUAAAACACACUUUUAAUAAUAUCGAUGUGGUCUCUGAGGAGCAUUCGAAGAGUGAUAGUAGCUGCGAGGAGGUGCCUGCUUUCGACUUGGAGCCCGACAUCCCCGGGAAUCUGAACAUUGAGCAAAUGCUUGAUGAGCUUGUGCUUGCUAAAGAUGUUGUUGUUUGGAUCGACCCAUUAGAUGCCACCCAGGAGUAUACAGAGAAACUGUACCAAUAUGUUACAACAAUGGUAUGUGUUGCUAUAAGAGGAGUGCCAAUAAUAGGAGUCAUCCAUUAUCCAUUCACACAGCAAACAUAUUGGGCAUGGUAUACUAAGAAAACAUCAGCUAAUAUGCCACUUGUACCGCAUAAAGAAGAAAACAGGGAACAUCCUAGAGUGGUAAUUUCUCGAUCACAUCCUGGAAAAGUUGCCACUGUAGCCAAAAGUGCUUUUGGAGACAAGUCCAAUGUUUCCAAAGCUGCUGGAGCAGGAUUCAAGGUAAUGGAAGUUGUGAAUGGCACUUACGAUCUUUAUCUUCAUGUAACUACUAUUAAGAAGUGGGAUAUUUGUGCUGGAGAUGCCAUUCUAAAAGCCGUUGAUGGCAAAAUGACCACAAUGAAAGGUGAUAACAUUGAUUAUUCAGCAGAUGGCCAUGUUGCAGUGACUGAUGGUAUUUUAGUUACAAGGUAUGAUCAUGAUUAUUACUUGAAGAAAAUGCCUUCAAUAAUUCACUCCAUGCAUUGAAAGGGAAGAAAACUCAAGGACUAAUUAAUUAAUGGAACUUUGAAGUCAGUUAAGUGAAGUUGUGACUUAAACAAUUUUAUGGGUUAGUGAAAAAAUGUUGUAGGUGUGUUGUAAAUUAAUUUUGGAGACUAGGGUGUAUCGCAACUGGUCCAGAAACUGAAAAGUGGAUACCUUAACCUCUUAAAACAUUCAGGUAAAACCAAAUAAUAAAAUAGGUUGAGCGGUCAUUUUACUAAUUAAAAGGUGUCUUGUGAGCCCUCAAGGGUAGGCAGCCUACCAUCAUUUUACUAACCAUACAUACCAAAUCGGUAGUAGGCUACCGCCAGCUCGACUACUUUUGCUGUGGAGCAGUAAUGCAUUUCAGAUUGAAGGGUGUUUGCUGUGGGUAUGUGGCUUAGAUGGGUGGACAAGCUCACAGCCCACCUGGUGUUUAGUGGUUAUUGGAGCCCAUAGAGAUUUACAACUUAAAUGCGCCACCCACCUUGAGAUAUAAGUUCUAAGAUCUCAGUAUAGUUACUGUUUUACUGUAAAACUGAUACUUUGAACUCUUGUCUUAAGGUGAGUGGCGGCACUUAUAUUUAAAUAUUCAUUGGCUCCAGUAACACUAGGUUGGCGGUGAGCUCGUCUACUUAUCUAUGCAAUAAAAAUUGUAAUGACUAUACCUAUAUACUAUAUUAUUGAUAUCUGAAUCUCAUGUGUAAGGUAGGUAUAGGUAUAGCUAUAGUCUCCGGUGACAACUCAAAUCCAGUGUGCACAGUUGCGUUUUUUUUUUUUUUUUUUUUUUUUUUUCCUACCUAAGCUGAUAGCCCUAGCGGCUAUGUCAGCGUAACCCUAACUUUAGUAGGUGAGCUCACGGGGCUCAAACCUGACGAUGUUGCUAACACGAACCCUAGCAAGAGCAGUGCUUCGCAGAAUCUACCACCGGAUCGGAAACGCGACCCACUGAGAAGAUCCGGCGAGAAACUCAGUGGGCUGUGUCUGAGAGUUAAUUUACUCGUCGAGCCCUUCGUCGCAAGCGACGGGUUCGACGAGAACGGUGACCGGUGCUUGAAGUACCUAAAAGCACCGUUAGUGGAUCAGGAGGAUCCGAGAUGACGUGUUUUGGGCGACGUCGACUGCUUUCCAUUCUGUCCGCAGGAUCGGGAAUGUAGUUACCGGCGGCCACGAUGAGAGGGUUCUCGUGUCGUGCCGCUUUAUCGAAGUGGCGCAUGGACGCCGACUGUAUAUACUUACUGAUGGACUCUAAGUCCAGGUCGUCAUGGAGGUCGACGUUCCUGACGAACCACGGGGCUCCGACGGCUAUCCUGCAAAAACGGGAUUGAAUGAUUUGGAAGGAUUUUAAGUGUAUGCGGGCCGCGUGAGCGAACACUACACUUGCAUAGGUCAUGACGGGGCGUAUGCAAGUUUUGUAGAGUGUCACCUUAUUUCUAAGGGAGAGUUUUUUUACGUUCUCGAUAGCCAUAUAUAAGCGAUCGAACAGCGCCCCUAGCGGCAAACGUAGGCAAACGUUCCAACUCCAUACAAAUUAGAGCUAACUUUUACGCUAUCAAGAACGUUAAAUAAAACCGCAACUAUGCACACAGGUGAACGUUGAGCUCGUUCAUUUGUCUUUGUAAUAAAUAAAUAAAAAAAACUAUAUUUUAAUCUUCGAACUUUUAAUUGAAGCCCGCACGCAUUCUAUUCGCCUUCAAGAUUGAUUUGAUAGGUUAAAUAAAAUGUUAACGUAUUAAAACUGAAAUUAGAUGAGUACAUGAAUAUUUUAUUAUUUUCUGAUUAGAUGAAGGUAAUCCAAACCUCAGUUUCGGAAACUAUUGCAAUUACUUAAAUACCUUCAUUUGACUCUAGUCUGAAUUUGUAAUGUAAUAGAGAAAUAAAUUAUAUUGAACUUCAUUUUGUGAUGUCGGUAUUAAAUUUAAUAUCAUUUUGAAUCAGGGUUGCUAAUUUUAUAUCGAUUCUAAUUCUAAUAAAAAAUGUACAGAUUGUUUUAAUAAAGUGAUAGUUAUUUAAAUUUGAUAUUUGUUUUGUUCCUUGAAAAUGACAGCAUAAAGUUCUUAAUUGAGUUAUAAUUCAAAAUAAAAAUAAAAUAUUUCAAAAUAACACUGUAUGUAAUAUACCGUAAAACGGGGUGAACACGCACGAUCCAUAGCUUUGGAUUCGAUUGUUUACAUUUUUUUAAAAGGCUGAAAUAAAUAUUAACAUCAUUUUCAAAUGAGUCUAAUUGUUAUUUUAUAAUUUUAUGUGUUUUAAUUAUCUGAAUGAUGAUUACUGGGUUAAUAGAAACGGCAUAGGGGGUGAAUAGAAAAAAAUGCUAGGCUUGUUACAUACUAGAUUCCUUUAAAAUCAAAAAUUAGUGGGUAUCAUCUUAAAUAUUUUUUUAGAAACGAUCUCGAUAGGUAAAGUAGGUAGGUACCUACUAAUUGUUCGAUUCCAUUCAUUCCGGGUAUUUUUGCAAACUUGAGAAUGGUGGUAUGCUCUAGGUUUUAUACUCACUUCUAGAGGCGUCUCCAGCCUAUGUAACGCGUGCGUAAUAAUUACUCUAGCGCCCUUUAGUAAGCGGGCGGUAACGAAAAUGUUUUGUCAAUAUCAUAAAGUGAAAACAAAAAUAGCUUUCAUACUAAUUUCGCUCCAAUCUGGCUAAUGGCUAUAGGUCCAGUACCUAUCAUCUCAUUCAGAGUACGACAAGGUGACCUCAUGGCGCUCAAACCUGGCGACGUUGCUAAUACCACCUCUAGCAAGAGCAGUGCUUCGCAGAAUCUAUCGCCGGAUCGGAAACGCGACCCGCUGAGAAGAUUCGGCGAGCAACUCAGUAGACUGUCUGUGGGUUAUAACUCGCCGAACCCUUCAUCGCAAGCGACGGGUUCGACGAAAACUGUGACCGGUGCUUGCGGUACCUAAAAGCACCGUUAGUGGAUUGGGAGGAUCCGAAAUGACGUGUUAAGGGCGACGUCGACUGUUUACCGUUCGGUCCGCAGGAUCGGGUAUUAGGAUAAUAAUCAUUCACUAAUUAAAGCACAGUGAUCGACCGGCGGCGACUGCUUCCGCCCUGCCCGCAUACAUUCCCCUCAAAGACUCGCGAGGGAUAACAAAUAGGGAUGUGCGUGAUAUAAUAUUUUUAAUUUAAUCCAGGUUAUAAACGAUCUUUUGUUAUUUUCAAACCCGUUGCACUAUUGUAGCGACUGAGACUGACAAACAUUGAAAUAUACAAAUUUUCACGUUUAUAAUAUUUAUGUUGAUGUAAUAAUAAUAUUGUGCUGUAAUUAAUAUAGUUGGCGCUCCGCUAAAUAUCUUUAUUAUCUGUGAUAAAAAUAUAUUGUAUUUUUAUCGUCAUUUGCGUUACUUUUGGCCAUUGGUUGUGUUAAAAAUGUGAAUGUAUAAUGUAAUUAGAUCUUAAAAAGUUCGAACUUAGAUUAAAUGUUAGCUGUAAAUACAUAAAUUUAUAAUACCUAUUGUGUUUUCUUAUUAUGUACAAAAUUAACAACAGCCUAGUAUAAAGUAAAUUUAUUUAUCUCUGAAUAAAUUAAAUUAUUAUUUUUUCAUUAUUCAUGUUUUUUUUUUGUCACGAAUCAUCAGUUUAAUGUCAACUCCAUUGAACUUCAUACUUUUUAUUCAAAACGAUUUUAUGUAUACCUACCAAUUUACUAGUACUAUCAGAUAUAUGAUAUUUGUAAUAAUAAGCUUAAAGUAGAUAAAAACAUUUUUAAGAAAAAUAGGACAGUUAACCGUUGAGUGGUACUUGUACAAAACAAAAAGUUUUUAGUAAUUUUAAUCAUUUAGUUUAAGUUUAUUAAAGUUAUUGUUUUCAAUUUCCAUAAGUUUAAGAUAGAAAAAUAGAUCAUAUUUUUGUAUUCCAUCGCAUCUAUUCUAAAUCAGGUCAAAAAUGCAAGCGUCAAUUCUUUUGUUUCCAUUGGUUCCAAUAUGAAUAACAUAAAAUAAAACAAAAAAAUCACAUUGAAACA
This is a messenger RNA of Bombyx mori (domestic silkworm), 5082 nucleotides long. Its product is annotated as putative inositol monophosphatase 3. The record is from RefSeq and is a predicted model, not a curated record. The transcript has 3 exons. Lineage: Eukaryota; Metazoa; Arthropoda; Insecta; Lepidoptera; Bombycidae. Gene Ontology annotation, cellular component: endomembrane system. Gene Ontology annotation, molecular function: 3'-nucleotidase activity. Bases 101 to 1126 code for a protein of 341 amino acids.